Messenger RNA from Ricinus communis (castor bean), 1526 nucleotides. RefSeq names its product ras-related protein RABC2a. The coding region runs from base 511 to 1161 and encodes 216 amino acids. The record is from RefSeq and is a predicted model, not a curated record. Lineage: Eukaryota; Viridiplantae; Streptophyta; Magnoliopsida; Malpighiales; Euphorbiaceae. Gene Ontology annotation, molecular function: GTPase activity; GTP binding. The transcript has 6 exons.
UGGAGAACACCACCACUAGGCCAAAAAUGGGACCCAAAAUUAAGACAAAACAUGAGUGUUCCGCGAAAACGGCAUCGCAUGUUGUCAAUACAAAAAAAAUCAUAAUAAAAAAAAAAAAAAAAUCAACACCUUGGACAAGUAAAGAAAAGAAUAACGUUGGUGUCAGGUGUUCCCUCUCCAGUUAUAGCCGUUUUCUUUAGCUUCUUUCUCUCAAAAAACAUAGUUGAUACCAUUACCUUUCUUUUCCUCUUUUCUUGCUUUUUAUUGCUCUCUCUCUCUCCUUAUAUACUAAAUACGUAAUGGCAUACAUUUGUUAUUCACUGUACUUUUAGUAGAGAGAGAAAAGAACCCGGAAGUCUUGAUCAUCAUUAGAGACAACUUAGAGAGCGAUUUGAGAGAAAGAGAAUAUAAAGAUCGAAUUGAAAACCAAGUAGAAAAAGAAAUAAAAAAGGAGGCAACUUGUUCGUUUUUUUUGUUUUUUCUUUUCCUUGGUUGGCGAUUGAUUCAAUAAUGGGAUCAUCUUCAGGUCAAGGCGGUACUGGUGGUUAUGAUCUUUCGUUCAAGAUCUUGUUGAUCGGUGAUUCUGGUGUUGGUAAAAGUAGUCUUCUUGUUAGUUUUAUUUCAAGCUCUGUCGAGGAUCUUGCUCCCACUAUUGGUGUGGAUUUUAAGAUCAAGCAGCUAACAGUAGAUGGGAAGCGAUUGAAGCUGACAAUUUGGGAUACUGCUGGACAAGAGAGAUUCAGAACAUUAACAAGCUCUUACUACAGAAAUGCACAAGGAAUCAUUCUUGUUUAUGAUGUGACACGGAGAGAAACUUUCACAAACUUGUCAGAUGUGUGGGCUAAAGAAGUUGACCUCUACUGCACGAAUAAGGACUGUGUAAAGAUGCUUGUUGGAAAUAAACUUGAUAUUGACUCAGAAAGGGCUGUUAGUAGAGAAGAGGGAAUGGCUCUUGCUAAAGAGCAUGGAUGUGCAUUUCUUGAAUGUAGUGCUAAAACAAGAGAAAAUGUGGAGAAAUGUUUUGAAGAGCUGGCACUCAAGAUAAUGGAGGUUCCUAGUCUUUUGGAAGAAGGGUCCACUGCAGUGAAGAAAAAAAUUUUAAAUCAGAAACAAGAAAAUCAAGCACCUCCUUCUAGAGCUAACACCGGUUGUUGUUCUUAAUAAGCUGCAACAAGGAGGCCUUUACUUGGAAAAAUGACUUCAUUGUUCCUAAAAGGCCACAAAUAGCAAUGCAGAUGGAAUGUACAAUGAGCUUCCCCUUAACACCUCGUGAACAGAUCAUGUAUAUGAUAAUUGCUUGCCUUGUUGCCUACUGUGUUCUUUCUACAGCUUCUGUUAUCGUCGAGUUGCCUUGGUCGCUUGUAUCAUCAUCAUUCUGGUAAAACAGGCACUCAAACAGCCAUCUAUUAGCUUUGUGUAUAUCUGUUUGCCUUUGUUUUUGUUGGCCAAUAUUCACUCAUGUCAGAGAAACAAAAAUUUACUGUAUUUUAUUGAUCAAGUUAAUGCGAGGUUUAUUAUUUUUCAUA